This is a messenger RNA of Doryrhamphus excisus (bluestripe pipefish), 4604 nucleotides long. It is a transcript of the gene trmt2a, whose product is annotated as tRNA methyltransferase 2A. Gene Ontology annotation, biological process: RNA processing. NCBI's taxonomy places the organism in Eukaryota, Metazoa, Chordata, Actinopteri, Syngnathiformes, Syngnathidae. Gene Ontology annotation, molecular function: RNA methyltransferase activity; RNA binding. The record is from RefSeq and is a predicted model, not a curated record.
UGCAUAGACGGGACCACUUCGAUAAUUAAUGUGUGUACCACUUUAACAAAGUUGAAAGGUCACACGUCCACGUGGUUAUAUCAAUAUGGCAGCUCCCUGAAUCGUCUUUUUGUGUUUUUAAAGAAGCGUCAGAAAUUAUGGCAGAUUCUAGUAGCAGCGCUGUGAGUGAAGCAGCACCUCCAAAGGAGUGUGACGCCACUGACUCCACAAAUGAUGUCAGCACGAUUUCUGACCCCAGCAUGUAUGGCUACAUCAAAGAAGACCUCUUUACGUCAGAGAUCUUUAAAGUGGAAAUUCAAAACCUGCCAAGGUUCAUCGGCUUCAACGACUUGAAGAAGUUUCUGGCCAAGCACGGCCUCAACCCGCAUAAAGUCAAGCUGUUGAACAGGUUUGCCUUUGUCACUUUUAAGAACGAGGAGGAGCGUGACAAAGCCAUGAAGAUGGUGCAUGGGAUGCAGUGGAAGGGUCAUGUGUUGAGCGUCAAGCUGGCUAAGCCCAAAGCAGACCCCAUUCAGAGGAAGAGAAAACAAGAGGAAGGAGAAGGAGCUCGAGGGCAGCCUCCUUCCAAACGAGGAGAAAGCGAUGAGAAGGGUGAAGAGGAGGAACUGAGUGUCCAAAUCGCCAAUGUGGUGACGCCUCUGUGGAAUGUGCCUUAUGAGGAGCAGCUAAAGAGGAAAGAGCAGGAGGUGGUGGUAGUUCUGCAGAGGUUGGCAAAAGAGAUUGGCAGCACCAACAAAGCUAUGUUGCCUUGGCUCUUUGACGUUAAAGGAAAACACAACAAAAUGUGUUGUCCCCUGGAAACUAUUCGCCCAUCUCCUACACAGACCAACUACAGAAACAAGUGCGAGUUCAUUGUCUCCAUGGGCGCGGAUGGGGAAGAUAAGACCGUCGGUUUCCGCCUGGGGAAAUACAAAGGAGGCUCCUGCACUGUGGUGGGACCAGCAGAAGCGUGCCAUGUCACAGCCGAAGCCAAGAAAGUCGCCUACGAGUUUCAGAAAUUCAUCAGGUCAACACCGUACACCGUCUACAGUCCUGAAACUUAUGAAGGACACUGGAAGCAGCUGACUGUUCGGACCACCAGGACCAAACAAGCCAUGGCGAUGGCAUUCUUCAACCCACAGAAACUUGAGGAAACGGAAUUGGACGUGUUAAAGAGCUCCAUGAAGAAGUACUUCACAGAUGGAGAGGGCAAAGACAGCGGCAUCACCUCCCUUUACUUUGUCAGAGAGGGCCAAAGACAAUCUCCCAAUGCUGAAGACUUGCCGUGUGAGCUGGUGGCAGGAGACGGAUACAUUUAUGAGGAACUCCUCGGUCUUAAAUUCAGAAUAUCUCCUCAUUCUUUCUUUCAGGUGAAUACUGCCGGUGCUGAGGUCCUGUACUCUGCAGUGGGGGAAUGGGCCCAACUGGAUCAGGACAGCACAGUAUUGGAUGUGUGCUGUGGGACUGGAACUAUUGGCAUGUCUCUGGCUAAGCGGGUCAAGAAGGUUAUUGGAAUUGAGCUGUGCCAGGCAGCGGUGGAGGAUGCCAAAGUCAACGCAAAACUUAACGGUCUUACAAAUGUCGAGUUUCACUGUGGGAAAGCUGAAGAUGUGUUCCCCAACAUUCUCAGUGCUCUUGUGUCACCCAACAUCACAGCCAUUGUGGAUCCACCAAGGGCAGGAUUACAUUCCAAAGUGAUACUAGCCAUCAGAAGAGCAGAGCAUCUCAAGAGGUUGAUUUAUGUAGCAUGCAAUGCCAAAGCAGCCAUGAACAACUUCAUUGACCUGUGCAGAGCCCCUUCCAACAGAGUUCACGGAGCUCCGUUCCGACCUGUUCGAGCCAUGGCUGUGGAUAUGUUUCCUCAGACGAUGCACUUUGAGACGGUUCUUCUUUUUGAGAGGGAAGACAACAGUCAGCGGCAGAGCAAUAAUCAGGAAGAAACAGUAUGUCCAUCUUUGAAACCUUUGCAAAAUUAAUACUCUAACACGCUGUCCAAUGUGGCAGUUAAACAAUAACUGUUAAUGUUUUGUUGACUGUGAAUUUGUCGAAUUGAAUCCUUUUUUUCCCUUUUGAAAAGUCUAAAUCGUAGUUCUUCCCCAAUACUCAGUGUUGGGCUGCAUAUUUCUUGGAAUAAAAUUUCAGUUAUUUCAAAACUACACUUUUCUUUUAAAACAUGACAAACAUUCUAGUCAAGACACUUUUAUUUUGCAUAAAUAUCACCAGUCAUUGAGCUCAUGUUGCAAUACAUACUUCAUAUUCUAGGCCACAAUCUCCCAAGCGAAUCACUGGUACAAUUCAAAAGCAUGACAUGGCGAAGCAGUUUUCUCACACGGCGACACAAAACGCAUACACACGAUGACAAAUCAAAUCAUAUCAGCCUUGUGUCUGAACGAUGUCACAAGCCAAAUACUUGAUACACAGCAAUUUUUAUAUUUUAAGUGUUUUUCUGUUACGGUUUUGUUUGGAGUUUGCAGCAACAUUAGGUAGUCUAUAAAAUGCAUAUGACUGGAUUUUUUAGGCUUUGGUAUACAGUUUCAUAAGCUUGUGUUGGACUUAAUGACUUGAUGUCAGUCAGCCAACUUAAUUUUUGCAAAAGAUGCAUUCAAGCGCAAAAAAAUAUUGUACUUAUGGUCAGACGCAUGGAUAAGCUCUCACAAGAAAGGUAAAGAUUACAAAAUCGAUACACAACUCAACAUUAAGACACGUCUUUGCACAUGCUGUGGACAUACAAAACUACAUUUGCUAGACAAUAAAUGCUUUAUUUUGUAGAGAGGGGACUUGGUCUUUUCACUUUCUGCUCAAGUUUUAGGUCCAAACCAAAGACAGGCCAAGCCCUUCAUGAGAUGGAUUAACUAAGGCAACAUGUAGACAAUUUUAAUAUAGUUUAGUUUGUGUACCAAAAAAAAUGCUCACAAAAUGGUAAUGUGGGUGGUAUUAGUAUGCUAAAUUAAAAGUAGCCAAUCACCCUAAAGCAGUGGUUUAAACAACAGGACACAAGUGCAUAACAAAAUUAGGAAUAGUCAUCACUUCACACAGCAUGAUGCAAAGCAUGCAAAUCAAGACGACAACCUGUCCGUUCUGAAGACACAAUGGCAUAUUUGUACUCUCCGAUAUUAGCCGAUAACACCGACUAAUAAAACACGUCGUUUUGCUUCCCAAAUCAAAAUGGUACAAAUACAAGUAGUCCCUUUUCUGCACACAACAAAAACACACAGGUGCUGGUACUGUUAAAACACUUAAACCAUGGUAGGUAGUGGUUCUUGCAGUCAGAUGUGCAUGCAUUGUACUUGAGUUUGUAAGUCAUGCUAUCUUCUCUGCACUUUAAGGGACUUUUUCCUGUACCGUAGCGGGGAUGCAUUAAGAGAGGUAGAUGGUAUUUGCUCUAUGGUCUGUUAGUGCAUGUCGUCCUAUCAAGAUGUCUACCAGUCAAUCCAAACAACACAUGGGCAAAUGAAAGUAAGCAGUUCUAACGGCUAUUACGAUAUGUUCCUACAUAGCGAUUAUGUUGCGGUGCUGAAUGAGUGUGUGUGUGUGUGUGUGUGUGUCUUCCAAUUAUUCUGGUGGACCUAAACAUCAACAGUGCAGAGAGGUUCACUCCCUGGCUGGGCAGACUCCAUGAUGGUCAUCUUGGGUUUCUUCCUGGUUUCCUCCUGUUACACAAAUAGAAUCUUAAAAAAGGAGCUGAAGAACCUGCAAGACCCGUUUAUUCAAACUGGUGGGAGCAAUCCAAUUUGUGUUAUGUUUAUCCAAACGACAUUAUUAACCAAUAUACUAACACCACACUUAUAACCAUUACGUACUUUUCUAUGUCUUGCUGGUAGGGAUGUGGACAAGCCUAUGCAUUAUUCAUACCAUCCAUAAUCCAAAUGUAGCUAAUCACUCUCCUCACAUGCACUGCAGCCGUCCUCUUUGCGCACACGCACAGAGCCUGAUAUGUUCAUGGCCACACAAAACAGUUGGACAUUCAAACUUUUAACACCCUAUAACUUCCAGGUCACCGCAAUAUCAUUUUUGCCUGCAGAUUGUUUAUUACAGUCUCAUGUAAAAAUAAUAAUAAUAAUACAUUUUAUUUCAAAGCACCUUUCAGGACACCCAAAGUCGCUGUACAGAAGAUAUAAAAACACGAAUAUACCAUGUGAAGCAGUUAGAGUAAGCUAGUUUGAACAGAUGAGUUUUGAGUUUGGAUCUGAAGAUGGGAAGGGUGGCAGAGUUACGGAGGUCAGGCGGCAAUGAGUUCCAGAGUUUGGGAGCAGAGCUUUCAGCCGCUCUGCAUAGUGCUAAGGCGUGCAGAGGGUACAGUGAGAUGGAGGGAGCGGGAAGGAUUGACAAUGUGGAUGAGGUCAGAGAGGUAAUGGGGGGGAAAGGUUAUGGAUGGACUUGGCGGUGAACAGAAGGAUUUUGUAGGUGAUUCUUUGAGUCACUGGGAGCCAGUGGAGUUGCUGCAGGAUGGGGUGAUUAAAUAAACAAUAAUGAUAACAUAGCUACUUGGAAGUUAUGAGCGUUGCACUGUGCCGCCAUGAAGCACACUGGAGACUGCUAUGUUUUCUGAUAUUGUUUUGGAGCUUUUGCAGCACACAACCUGUUUUGUUUGUUCAAUAAAGCCAGUGUUGAUCAACGACCUCCUC